AGGGAGCCCAGAGCUGCAUUGCCUGGCCUCCACUUUUCCUCACCAGCUCUGCACUCCCCACAUCAUGUUUGGAGAGCACUGCAGUCUCCCUUCAGAGCAAACUCUGCUCAGCCAUCCCCCCAAAACUGGACUCCGCUGCAAAAUGGUGCUUCAGGCAGUCAGCAAAGUACUCAGGAAGUCUAAAGCUAAGCCAAACGGCAAGAAAACUGCUUCAGAGGAGAAGAAAGUGUACCUGGAGCCAGAGCACACCAAGUCCAGGAUCACCGAUUUUGAGUUCAAGGAGCUGGUAGUGCUGCCCCGGGAGAUCGACCUCAACGAGUGGCUGGCCAGCAACACAACAACAUUUUUUCACCACAUCAACCUGCAGUAUAGCACAAUCUCAGAAUUUUGCACAGGAGAGACGUGUCAGACAAUGGCCGUGUGCAACACACAAUACUACUGGUAUGACGAGCGGGGGAAGAAGGUCAAGUGCACUGCCCCCCAGUAUGUUGACUUUGUCAUGAGCUCUGUGCAGAAGCUGGUAACUGAUGAAGAUGUGUUCCCCACAAAAUAUGGCAGAGAAUUCCCCAGCUCCUUCGAGUCGUUGGUGAAGAAGAUCUGCAAGUAUCUGUUUCAUGUGUUGGGCCACAUCUACUGGGCCCACUUCAAGGAGACCCUGGCCCUUGAGCUGCACGGACACUUGAACACAUUGUACGUGCACUUCAUCCUCUUCGCCAGAGAGUUCAACCUGCUCGACCCCAAAGAAACCGCAGUCAUGGACGACCUCACUGAGGUGCUGUGCAGCAGCCCGGGUAGCAGUGGUGCCACUGGGGAUGGGACCAGCAGUGGAGCUUCCGGAGCACAGAACCACGUGAAGGAGAGAUGAGCCUCCAGGGCUAGAUGGGUGCACAUGUGCAAAGAGACAACUGUGUGUCUGUGUGUGCGCACACAUGCCCGGGCGUGCUGGUGGCAAAGUCUGAGGGCCCCAGGCUGCGCAGAGUGUGGGCUCCAUGGAUGCCGCUGGAGUCAAGGCGUGUUUCCUGACUUUCCUGUUGGAUGGAUGAGUGCUGUUUGUAGUGAAGAGCCUUUGGAGUCAUUCAUUCAUUCAACAAACAUUUAUUGGACUGAUGUUUUGAUUUUUCUUCUGUGGGGUUUUCCUUUCUUGGGUCUUCCAUGUGGCUCUUGCCCUCCCCUCCCCCAUUUCAGGGGGGCUCUGCAGCUUUGAGAGAAGCACCUUGUGAGAGGUGUCUCCCCCUAUGGGCCUUGCCCUGCAGACCUGGAGUUCUGCUGUGCUUUGGGGAUGGGCUUUACAGAGGCCCACCCUGCAGCUUCCCUCCCUAGCCCUUGCCUGGAUCUUGGCUCGGAGUCCCUGGGGGAGAGAGGCCUGGGGUGACCAUGAGGGCCCACACCUGCUGCUUGCUCCUGUCACCCCUUCUUGCUGCCUCCUCAGUGCCCAUGCAGGUCCCAUUUGUGCAUAAGGGCCAGGGCAGCACCAGGACCUGGCUGAGGCCCUGUGUGGAGGCAGGGCUGUCAGUGAAAGGCAGAAUCUGCUUUAGUUCACCUGUUCAGUCAUAAUAAAAGAAUUCUCUCAGGUCAGA
Molecule: messenger RNA, 1577 nt
Organism: Peromyscus eremicus (cactus mouse)
Lineage: Eukaryota; Metazoa; Chordata; Mammalia; Rodentia; Cricetidae
Gene: Mob2
Product: MOB kinase activator 2
Exons: 5
Coding region: 65-865 (266 amino acids)
Biological process (GO): signal transduction; positive regulation of protein phosphorylation
Cellular component (GO): nucleus; cytoplasm
Molecular function (GO): protein kinase activator activity
Source: RefSeq, a predicted model, not a curated record